Vombatus ursinus (common wombat) is the source of this 795-nucleotide messenger RNA. Its product is annotated as 60S ribosomal protein L14-like. Lineage: Eukaryota; Metazoa; Chordata; Mammalia; Diprotodontia; Vombatidae. Gene Ontology annotation, cellular component: ribosome; cytosolic large ribosomal subunit. The transcript has 6 exons. The coding region runs from base 120 to 758 and encodes 212 amino acids. Gene Ontology annotation, molecular function: RNA binding; structural constituent of ribosome. Gene Ontology annotation, biological process: translation; ribosomal large subunit biogenesis. The record is from RefSeq and is a predicted model, not a curated record.
GCCUAGCCAAUCAGAGUCUAUUACGACUCCUGUACGCGCCCGCCGGCGUGGGGCGGGAGCUGCAUUCUGCACGUGCGCAGUCCCCUGCAGGCCCUUCCUUCUCGUUCGGCGCCGCCAACAUGGUAUUCAAGCGCUAUGUGGAAAUUGGCCGGGUGGCCUACAUUUCCUUUGGGCCACAUGCCGGCAAGCUGGUGGCUAUUGUGGAUGUUAUUGAUCAGAACAGGGCUUUGGUUGAUGGCCCAUGCAGUGGUGUGAGGAGGCAGGCCAUGCCAUUUAAAUGUAUGCAACUUACGGACUUCGUGCUCAAGUUCCCACACAGUGCUCGUCAGAAGUAUGUCCGGGCUGCUUGGGAGAAAGAAAAGAUCAAUACAAAAUGGAAAGCCACAAGAUGGGCCAAGAAGAUUGAAGCCAGAGAAAGGAAAGCUAAGAUGACAGAUUUUGACCGUUACAAAGUCAUGAAGGCCAAGAAAAUGAGAAACCGAAUUAUCAAGCAUGAAGUAAAGAAGCUCCAAAAGGCGUCUACCCAGAAGGGGUCUCCCAAGAAGGGGGCUGCCCAGAAGGCGCUGGCCGCAAAGGUUUCCGCCAAGAAGGUCCCCUCAAAGAAGGCUGAGGGUCAGAAGGCCGCCCCGGGCCAGAAGGCUCAGAAGGGUCAGAAAGCCUCUGGCCAGAAGGCCCCAGCCAAGAAAGGACCCGCCCAGAAGGGACCUGCCCAGAAAGGACCUGCCCAGAAAACAGCUGCUCCAAAGGCCAAAAAAUGAGAGGCUGCCAGAAAUCAAAUAAAGGUUUUGCUACACA